CGGAUGCAUAAAAUUAACAAUUUAUGCCAACCAAGUCAUUAUUUCCUAUCCACAUUAUUGAUCCAACAUAUAAAGAUAUAAAUGAAUAUGCAAAAGAUUAUGAUUAUGAUCUACGUGGUGUACCAAUAUCAAAAUGGAUAUUGAUCAUAAAUUAUUCAUUAAUUUAUUUAAAAUAUUAUUUAGAAAAUUACUCGUUUCUGUCAUAUUUACUACCGGUGAUAUUACUUUUGAUAUUUUAUAUUUUAAUGAAUCUUGUUGAAAGUAUCAACUGUUUAUAUUAUAAAAUGAAAAUUGCAAGAGAAUGGAAAAAAUUUACAGAUAAACAUUAUCGUCCAGUAUCAACUGAAAACAAACCGGAAGACAUCAAUCUUAAACAAUCAAAACAAUCCCACGAACAAUGUAAAGAAGAUACUUCAAACGUUACAGAAGGACAACAGAAAGAAGAUUUAAUAGACCCUGUUCUUACCUGCCUACCCUAUCAUAUGAGAAAGUUACUAACAAUUACAACUGUAAACGAUAAAGUAUCGAAUGAAACUAAUACAGAAUCAAUUGAUGAAAAAAUCCAGCUUCAGGAAAUUGAAAGCCAAGGUUGGAUAAACGAAUACAUAUCUAGAGUUCGUGUUGCAAUGAAACAAGCUGCAAAGUAUCAAAAAAUAAAAUCUUAUCCUUGCGAAGAAUGGAAUUCUCUUGUGUGCUACAAUGAAGAUGGUAACGACCAAAAUGAAGGUCAGAAGAAUCCUAACAGUAUAAAAGAGGUUGAUUCGUCCAAAAUGAAAACACAACUAGUAGAUAAUGACCAGAAGGAUGAUAAAAAUAAUGAGAAGCAAAAACCGCUACUAGAAUUUCAAUUCAAAGGAACUGGUGAAUCACAUGGUAAAUUAUCUGGUACUAGGGAACAGAAUUCGUUAGCAGCGAUUUCACACAAAAAACGAAAUAAACGUUAUCAAUCAAAACAACGCUUAAUGAAAUUUAAUAAACCGUUGUAUUUAACAACUGAACAAGCGUUGUUUAAAGAUAGUGGUCAAGUAUCAAAUCUACAUAGCCUAUCAUAUAGACAGAAUAGUUAUAAUUAUUACUCAAGGCAUCAUAAAAGGCAUAAACGUUCUGAAAAAGAAAUUUAA
Molecule: messenger RNA, 1121 nt
Organism: Schistosoma mattheei
Lineage: Eukaryota; Metazoa; Platyhelminthes; Trematoda; Strigeidida; Schistosomatidae
Source: the annotation of a GenBank genome assembly